AUGUCUUCUGCUUCGGGUUCCGGACAGCAUGCAGCAUCUGGCAUUACGCUGCACUCAGUGCAGCCUUCAACUACGCAAUCGGUGGACACCGGACUUUUGGAAGCCAGGGAUAAAACCGUCGCAGCGAUCAUCGGUGCUUUCAAGGGCGACAAGUCGCGUCUCGAAGCUCUGCAUAUACUUGAUGGGGCGUCUGAGAUGACAGUGCAAGACUGGUCGAGGCAUUAUCUCGCACGUGCGGAUCAGAUUGAUCUUCUGUGGCGCGGCGAGACGGUGUCUGAGGGUCGGGCCGGUAUCUUAUCUGGUACAACACAUUCUAAGCCGGUCGAGAGUGCUGGAAAGACUUCCUCGGCUGCAUCAGCGAGUCGCCACUUUCUGAGUCGUUCGGCCGCUUCUUCCCGCAAGCGCGCACGCAGUCCCGAGGAAUCUGAUCCUGAAGUCGUGUCAGACGAGGUUCGCCCGACCAAGCGGCGUCGCAAGCAGAACGCGUUCGCCUGUGGUGAUGUAUGGGACGAUAUGACCGGUAUCGAGAGAUGGGAGGACUUCUCAAAGAGACACCCGAUUCGCUCAGCGCAUGCGUGGGAGGUGGCCUACAGACGCUGGCGUCCUGAUAUCUUACGACGGGUGGCUGAAGAAGUAAAGAAGGACAGUAGGCCAAAGAACCCUCAGGGAAGUAGUAAAACAUCGGUGUCGUAG
Molecule: messenger RNA, 693 nt
Organism: Peniophora sp. CBMAI 1063
Lineage: Eukaryota; Fungi; Basidiomycota; Agaricomycetes; Russulales; Peniophoraceae
Source: the annotation of a GenBank genome assembly